Medicago truncatula (barrel medic) is the source of this 720-nucleotide messenger RNA. Its product is annotated as putative cyclic nucleotide-gated ion channel 19. Bases 31 to 441 code for a protein of 136 amino acids. NCBI's taxonomy places the organism in Eukaryota, Viridiplantae, Streptophyta, Magnoliopsida, Fabales, Fabaceae. The transcript has 2 exons. The record is from RefSeq and is a predicted model, not a curated record.
AAUUUUCAUUUUAUCUUUUUAUCAAUCAAAAUGAAUUUGAAUCUCUCCAUUAAGCUUAUAUCUACAAAAAAAAAAAAGCUCUCAAGCUUAUUUACCUAUGACAUAAAUCUUCAUCUCUGUCAUCCUGUGGUUUAUAACUCGGUUUCUCUUGUAGAAAGUAAAAAUGUAAAGAUUCAAGGACAGGGCUUAACUAGUGACAGAACGGUAAAAUGCUUAACCAAUGUUGAGGCAUUUUCACUCGACGCUAAAGACAUUGAAGAAGUCACAACUCAUUUUGCAAGAUUCUUGCGGAGCCCUCGCGUUCAACAAGUCAUAAGGUAUCAAUCACCUUAUUGGAGAUCACUUGCAGCAAACAGAAUUCAGGUUGCAUGGAGAAGCAGGAAGAAGCGUCUAAGACGAGCUAAUACCACACAAAAUUAUUAUCAAACAUUGAGGUCAUAGACUGUACUCUAAUGUUUGAUUCACUACACUUUACCAUGAACUCUAUUGUUUGUAAUCUCUAGUUCUCGGAAUAGAAUAGUGAUUUGUUUACAGGGAGUUAAAGUACACUACUAGAAAUUCCUUUUUUUUCUACGGAUUUUUCUAAGGAUUUAGGUGUUUAGGUAAUACCUUCGUGAGAUAUUGUUUUGGAACUUUUAUAUCCUCAAGUGAUUUCCUGUUGAAAUUAUCCACAGGAAAAGUGAAAAUAUCCCCAAGAAACUUUUGGUUGUUGAUCAUAGU